AAAUAAAGCACAUUGCUGUUGCACUAAAAAAAAGACUAACCUCAGCCUUGACCCGCUCCACGCUGGAUGAGAGAGCGGUCAGCAGCAGCAGCAGCGUGCCCGCAGGGAGCAGCAUCACGGCGGCGACAGAAGGAGCGUCUCCCCGCAGACAAGCACCUGUAUCUCGGCCUCGCUAGUGGUUCCCCUUCGCUUUUAGCGGCGGAGAGCGUUGGCCUGUAUGUUGUUGUCCAGAAGCGAUAUGAAGUUCUGAUCAAUGCAAGAGUGGGUUUAACUUGGGGGGCUUCGUUUGCACCACCCCUCCCCUCAUCCACACCCACCACCCACUGCAACGACCACCCUCACCCAUAAUGCGCACACUUUUGACUUUUCGGUGUAAGAAGAGGGUCCACUCGGCACCCUUUGGUGACGUUUUUUGGGGAGAAUAUUCGAGUAAGUUUGCCGUGAGACGUCCCAUCGCUCCAUUACGCGCGAGCCUGAGGUGGGGCUCAGUCAUGCUUUAAAAAAAGAUCUGCGCGGCGUGAGACUCGUUUUACACAAGUGGAACUAUGCACGGACAUCACAACAGAGUGACGCAUCUCAGGUUGCUGCGGCUGCUGUGCGUGGCCGUCCUCGCCUCAAGUGUGCAUGCAGGUGGGAAGAAGCACAGCGGUCCCUGUGGAGGAAGAGACUGCAGCAGCGGCGGCUGUAAAUGUUUUCCAGAGAAGGGUGCCAGGGGUAACCAUGGGCCUGUUGGUCCUCAAGGUAUCACAGGGCCCCCAGGGAGACCAGGGGAUCCAGGCAUCCAAGGACCAAAGGGGCAGAAAGGUGACCCUGGCCGUGGUGGCAUCAUUGGACCUAAAGGAAACAUGGGAAUGACGGGGGUACCUGGCUUCUCUGGAAACGACGGAAUUCCUGGCCAUCCAGGAAGUGCUGGACCCAGAGGGAAGCCCGGUGCAGAUGGCUGUAACGGUACACAGGGAGAAUCCGGCUUCCCGGGUCUAAUCGGCCGCAGUGGGGCACCCGGUUUUCCUGGACAACUGGGCAGGAAGGGGCAGAAGGGAGACAACUUGGAUGUGGCCGUGUACAUACAGAGAUUCAGGGGAGAUCCAGGCACACCAGGCAUUAAUGGAAUAUAUGGUCCUCCAGGUAACAGAGGAUGGCAGGGUAACCCAGGCCUCACAGGGCCAAAGGGUCCACCAGGGCCCCCAGGGCCACGCGGUCCGAAGGGCACCAUGACUAAAGUAUUCAAGGGGGUUAAAGGUGACCAGGGAGAGAUCGGGCCCCCAGGGCUCCCGGGUAACUCGACCCAUCCUCACACUCUGCCCCCUUAUGGACCUUUGGGACCUCCUGGACCUAAGGGUGUUAAAGGAGAACAAGGAGAUCUGGCUGACAACAAAGGAGAGACGGGCAUUAUGGGAUUCCCUGGAUCACGGGGUCUACCUGGCACACCUGGGAGGCCUGGACCUAGGGGGGAUGAUGGCGAACAAGGACCAAUAGGCAGAGCUGGACUAAAGGGAGUGAGGGGUGAAGCAGGAGAACUGGUUUCAGCAGGGUCCUCGUUUUCAGCAGCCGGUGCCCCCGGUUCCCCUGGUGAGCAGGGUGUACAAGGCGAGAGGGGCCCCAUAGGAGACCAAGGCAUUCCCGGACCACCAGGGCGUCCCCCUUCUCACACGCAGCAACAAGUGUUUGAUUUUGGUGGACCGUUUGGACGGAAGGGCGAGCCAGGAGACAAGGGCCAACACGGGGAACCAGGAAGUCCUGCAGUCACCGCAGGACCUCCGGGUGUCCCAGGUCGCCCAGGUUAUAGGGGGCCUCCGGGUCCCAAAGGAUCAUGGCAAGAGUUCUUCAAGGGGUCUCCUGGAGGAAGAGGGAGGCCCGGAAAUGCGGGCUUCAAGGGAGUCAAAGGUGAUCACGGAGAAUGUGAAUGCACCGUCAACAACUCCCCACCCGGACCUCCCGGCCUUGUCGGUGACCUUGGAGACGUCGGAAUGACGGGCGAGUUUGGCCAAGAGGGUGAUGUCGGAGGCCCGGGUCCCCCAGGACUGGAUGGAUUUCCUGGAACUCCAGGGCUCGCUGGUGAGCCAGGUCCAAAAGGCAGAAAAGGAGACACCGCGGUGGCCACUCAGAAAGGGUAUCCUGGAGACCCCGGGAUUUGGGGCCGAGAUGGUGAACCGGGAAAUCCUGGGGCUCCAGGUCUAGUUGGUCUGCCCGGUUUCCCUGGCAGUCGAGGUCUUCCAGGAGACAAUUCCAAGGGAGAAAGCGGAGAAAAAGGUUCCCCCGGUCUACCUGGUCGUCCUGGUGCACCUGGACUGAGAGGAGAGCCAGGUCCAGAGCUGGAGGGUUUCAAAGGGCAGCCUGGUUUACCCGGUGAUGCUGGCCUCAAUGGCUAUCCUGGAGUUCCAGGAACUCCCGGCAGCCCAGGCGGCUGUAGUCCGACAGGAGAUGGAGGACAGUGGGAUGUGACAGGUCCUUGUGACACUUUUCCAGGACCUCCUGGACUUCCCGGUUCUACUGGACCGAGAGGACUACCUGGUCUCCAAGGUCUUCCAGGUGAAAAGGGGGUCCCAGGUCUAUUUGGACUACAGGGAGAAAAAGGAGAAACAGGGGACUAUGGCCCAGGUGGCCGUCCAGGACCACCAGGUUUUUCCGGGCCCCGUGGUGAUUUGGGCUUCCCCGGGAGGAAGGGGUCAGUGGGAUCUCCUGGCGUUCCUGGGGCGUCCGGACGGAAUGGAGCACCCGGGGACAGAGGAGUUCAUGGUGAAAUCUUGGGCGCAUCGCCUGGACCCCCUGGUGACCCAGGAUUGUAUGGGCUGCAAGGGAAUAGAGGUCAUGCUGGAGAUCAAGGCGAGCCGGGUUAUCCAGGAAUGGGGGGCAUGCCUGGUAUGAUUGGUUCCAAGGGCGACUUUGGCCCUCCUGGCCCACAGGGUGUUGAAGGGAGUACUGGACAGCCAGGCAUUUAUGGAUACCCUGGAGAUUCUGGAAAAGAUGGUCCACCAGGGCCGCCGGGUGCCAUUGGACAACCAGGCUUAACUGGAGAACGGGGAACUGAAGGAAACCCAGGUCCUCCAGGUCCGAUUGGGCUAAUAGGGUACCCAGGGGAGCCAGGUAAUGAUGGUGUUCUUGGAGAGAAUGGCUCACCAGGUAACGCAGGACAGCCUGGACCGGAUGGACGACCAGGAGCUCCAGGAAUGAAAGGAUAUAAAGGGUCUCCUGGCAUGUCAGGCUUUGCAGGGGUCACGGGUAACACAGGUACUAAAGGAUUCAGUGGGGUGAAAGGAGACACUGGACUACCCGGUCAAAUUGGCCUGAGAGGAAUGACAGGUCCAAGUGGAGAAAAAGGUGAUCGUGGUUUGAGGGGUCCGCCUGGGGAGAAGCCUGAGAUCCCCGCAAAGUUGAUUGUCGACAUGAAGGGACCCAAGGGGGACCGUGGAAACCAAGGAAAUAAUGGCUUCACCGGGCCAAGAGGCUUGAAGGGUUUACCUGGUGUUCCAGGCCUUGAGGGAGGCCACGGUUUCCCUGGGGAACCUAGUCAUGAAAAAGGUUUCCAAGGGCAUCCGGGUGCCCAGGGGCUACCGGGGUUGAAAGGAAUGCCGGGUCGUACAGGAAAUCGAGGAAUUUCUGGCUUUGAGGGGAUGAGCGGUGGUAAGGGGGUAAAAGGAAGUCCUGGUGCCUAUGGUGCGACAGGAGAUAAGGGCAGGAAGGGAAUCAAAGGUAACAGAGGACCUCGCAUCGACAUCCCAGGACCAACCGGACUAAGAGGAGAGGUUGGUUCCACAGGAGACCAAGGUGGGAAAGGCUUAACUGGACUGACUGGAGACAGGGGUCUCCCUGGUUUUCAUGGUAUCGAAGGGAAAAGGGGACCGUCAGGUGAUGCAGGCGAUGUGGGAUAUCCAGGCUCAGAUGGACAGCAAGGGACUCCAGGCAACCAAGGUCAGAAGGGUUUUCCUGGACCAUCCGGAAAAGAAGGGCAUCCAGGUUUCCCUGGCUUUCCAGGAAAUAAAGGCUUCCCUGGUCUGGUUGGUCUUUAUGGAUUAGAUGGCCUGAAAGGACAAAAGGGUGUCUCUGGAAUCACAGGUUUGGAUAUCAUCGGGCCAGCUGGUCACCCUGGAGCCAAGGGAGAAAAGGGGGAGGGCGGCACCCUCAACAACCAGACAGGCGCGCCAGGUGUCGCAGGUUCAAAAGGAUUUCAGGGUGAUUUUGGUGACCAAGGCCAACCUGGAUCAGCAGGGUUUCGUGGGCCCGUAGGACCAGAUGGGAAACCAGACAGACCAGGAUCUGUUGGGGAUAAGGGCUUUAGUGGAACUAAAGGGUACCAAGGUUUCCCUGGACCCAGAGGUUUUCCUGGCACUGAUGCUGCCCCUGGAGAAAAGGGUACACUGGGAACACUCGGGUUUCCAGGAGUCCCGGGCAGGAAAGGUUUUAAAGGAGACCAGGGUCCAUUUGGAUAUCGGGGACCAAAUGGGAUUUCUGGGAGGAAAGGUGACAAAGGACAACAAGGCUCAAUGGGGAUUCCUGGUAUGAUUGGGGUCAAAGGUGAGAGAGGCCCAGUUGGCCCUAAAGGAGAUGCUGGACCUUCAGGUGUACGUGGGUUACCAGGAAACCAGGGCUCGGCUCCACUGCCUAUUACACUCCCAGGAGAGAGGGGGCCUCCUGGACCACAGGGCAUUCAGGGACCGAGAGGUGUACAAGGAGAACUGGGACCCCGGGGACCUCCUGGUGAUGCUGGUUUUAUAGGACCGGCUGGGCAGAAGGGCAUGCCCGGAAUAGGUGGCAGACCAGGAACGCCUGGGUUCCGUGGUGAGCCAGGUCAAGUGGGCCAUGCCGGUCUGCGAGGCAUGGAAGGUCACCCAGGAAAAGCAGGCACCCCAGGAUUGCCCGGCAUGCCCGGCCGCAGCGUCAGUGUGGGAUACUUGCUAGUCAAGCACAGUCAGUCCGAGCAGACCCCCAUGUGCCCCGUGGGGAUGUCUAAAUUAUGGGGUGGUUACAGUCUGUUGUACCUGGAGGGCCAGGAAAAGGCCCAUAACCAGGAUCUUGGCUUGGCCGGCUCGUGCCUCCCGCGUUUCAGCACCAUGCCCUUCCUCUACUGCAACCCGGGAGACCUCUGUUACUACGCCAGCAGGAACGACAAGUCCUACUGGCUGUCCACCACCGCCCCGCUUCCCAUGAUGCCCGUGGAGGAGGGCGACAUCAAACCGUACAUCAGCCGCUGCUCGGUGUGCGAGGCGCCGUCGGUCGCCAUUGCGGUCCACAGCCAGGACAUCACCAUCCCGCAGUGUCCCGCGGGAUGGCGCAGCCUCUGGAUUGGCUACUCCUUCCUGAUGCACACGGCCGCGGGAAACGAAGGCGGCGGCCAGUCCCUGUCGUCGCCGGGUUCCUGCCUGGAGGACUUCCGAACGACGCCGUUCAUCGAGUGCAACGGGGCCAAAGGCACGUGCCACUACUUCGCCAACAAGCACAGCUUCUGGCUGACCUCCAUAGAUCAGUCGUUCCAAGCCGAGCCGGCAUCAGAGACGCUCAAAGCGGGCCAGCUCCUGUCCCGCAUCAGCCGCUGCCAGGUCUGCAUGAAGAACUUGUGAUCACCUUCUCCUCGCUAGUUUGUGUCAGUACCAACAUGAAGCCGCAAAAACUGAUCGGUGCCUCGGAGAUGCCAUAAUGGAGCCAGCAGCAUUAUGGAUGUGUUCUACGUAUGAUGUGUCUGCUAUGGUGCUUACUCUUCUAACUUAUUACCUCAGGCAAUCACACAAAGACUGUUCACUACUUCUUCCAGUAGAUGUGCCCGUGAGUGUUACGCUGCAUCCUAACGCCACUAACUCUGCUUGUCCACUACAGCAUCCUUGGUUGCACUACAUCAUUAUUACCCUCUGAGUCUUUCCCUCGUUAUUGUACGCAAACGUCUAUUUUCAGUUACAGCCACAGUCAUGUUCGAUGUUCACGUGCUUACAGAAUGCACUGACUCUCUUUGUUUUGAAGUAUCUGAGUGAACUUGACCUUCCAUUGAGAUUCAUUUACCGCUUUAUUUUUAUAAAUCUACUAAUCAUUAAACCGCCAGGCGCUCACAGCGUAAACAGCCUGGAUCCAAAGUCCACAAGUCUGAUGGUUUGAUUUGGACUUUUUAAAAUUUUUUUUAGUUUGUUUGCUGCUCAGCAAAGUACGCACACACACUUUGUUUCAAUCAGGGAGGGGUGGGAAACCCCCAGGCCGAAUAUAAAAGGCGCUAUGUUUGAUCAAGUGUUUUAAAAAGAGUCGUCGUCUUAUAUUCAGGGUUUAAACAUACAAAUCAGCAGAUGCCAAACAACUUUUCCCCAGGCAAGUCAGAGCUUUUCUUCUUCAAUAUAAGACAGUACUUUUUUUUCUACCCAAGAAAAACAGUAUGAUGAUGGAUCGUCUUGUAUGGAGGGUCUCGAGACUUAGACAUGCAAACAACCAGCAGGUGGCGUCAAACGACUUCUCCCUAUGAGCAAGUCAAAGCUUUUCUGCCUGAAUAUGAAGAUGGGUUGUCUUAUAUUAGGGAUUUACAAAGUUAUACAUGCAAACCAACCAGCAGGUGGCGUCCAACAACUUUUCCUUAUGAGCAAGUCAGAGCUUUUCUUCCUGAAUAUAAGACAGAACUUUUUUUCCCCCAGGAAAAAAAAAAAAAAAAGAUGCGGAUGGGUCGUCUUAUAGCGGGGGUCUGGAGACUUACACAUGUAAACCAACCAGCAGGUGGCGUCAAAUGACUUCUCCCCGUAAGCAAGUCAGAGCUUUUCUUCUUUAAUAUAAGACGGUACUUUUUUUUUUACCCAAGAAAAAAGUAUAAAGAUGGGUGGUCUUUUAUUGGGGGUCUAAAGGCUUACACAUGCAAACCCACCAGCGGGGAGCACGAAACAACUUCUACCCUGAAAGUUUCCCCAGUCAAGAGUUUUUCUUCCAGUCAUUCACACACCAACCACUGACCUGGAGCGCUGCAGAAAUCCGGGACAGAGUCCUGCCUGGAAAAACAGCGUUUCCAAGGUAAAUGUUAGCAAAUCAGCAGAGGAGUUCUGAUUGUUUUAAGAUAAUAAGCAGAGUCAAUAAACUGUCAAAGAGCUAAGAAAUGGAAUAUUAAUGUCAUGAUAUUUAAAACACUUUGUUUAAUACACAAUAUUUCUCAAUUGUCUUACGUUGGGGUGCCUGGUUCCCUACGCCUUUAAAUAAAUCCAUGAUUGUUUCAUAAUACUGUAAAUUGAUAAAAAUGCUUCUAAGGGUCACCACCGUGUGAUUUCAUUAAAGGGUUACUUUGGAUUUUCUGACAUGAAGUUGUGUGACUUCCCCUUCAGCACUGUAGUCCAAUAACAGCGACAGAAGGCAUUUUUGUGAUGCAAAUGUAUUCAUCUUUUGAACGCAUAUAGUUUUGAGAAGCCAAACUACUUAAAUGCCCCCAGCAACGAAGCGGAACGACGUUCUUCAUCACAGAAAUCUGACCAGAACUGGACUUGGGGGACCAAGUGGGGGUGAGUCGCUGUCAUCUUCAUGUCAGAAAAUCCAAACUACCCCUUUAACAGACGGCGCCAGCUGCAAAAUAAAAGUCUUUAUCAGGACACUUUGUCACAUUCACCGAGGGUCUGUGCGCCAUCAUCAUGCGAUCAUUCAUCUUCCGCAGCAACAUCAAAGAAAGGAGCACGGACGCAGGUAACAGAACAUUUAAAGUGAUCCAUGAAAGCAUUACUAAACAGAGUGCAACGUGCCACCCACAGGACAAUUAGUGCUGUUAUUCUUCCAAAACAUAAAAAGGUUCUAAAGUGUACUUGGUGGCAGCAGACGUCUUUGGCUCAACUUGCUGGGACACGUUUGGCUUCACAGUGUUAAAUGAUGUGGUUUCUCCUUCAAUGCUAUACUGAAGUGGUACCAUCAGUCGUUAAAACCCCGCCCCCUUCUAAGGGGAUCCUAGCAGCAUGAGGGGCGCUCCCGCUUGCCGCUGGCGCCUCUGCACUCCUCCAAGUUCACGGUGGGAGACUCCUGGUUCUGGUUCCUCUUCCUGAGCAUGGAGGGCAGCACCAGGUCGAACAGCGUCUCAAACAGAGCGUCUACGUUGUAGCCCGUCUUGGCGCUGGUCUCGAAGCACAUGUUCUCCGCAGGCAAGCUGCUCCUCUCAUCGGCGCCCUUGUAGCGAAGUAUCCGCCCGUAGAAGGCAAUGGCGUCCUCGCGGCACACCUGCUUCUGCAGCGUGACGACCGGGAUAGACACGGGCGAGGCCGGAGGCGUCGGGCAAGCGGAGAGCACCUCGGAUUGGUCCUCCGCCGAUUCCGUUUGGCCCUCCCCCUGAGACAGCUGGGCUUUAGUGUCCGUGAGGUCGGCCUUGUUGCCCACUAGGGCGUAGAUGCAGUCGUGGUUUGCCGUGUCCGUCAGGGACAGGAAGCGCUCCUCCAGCUCAGCGAGGCUCUGCCAGUUGGUGACGUCAUAAGUCAGGAUGAUGGCGGCGGCACCCCGACAGUACAUGGAGCCCAAACCAUGGAACUGUUCCCGGCCUGCGAAGACAAGGCAGAUGUAAAGAGCCUUGCGAAAUGAGAAGUCUGUGAAGGCCAGUGGUGUAAAUUUACAAUACACCAAAGUGCUUCAGCAAGCCCUGCUGUGACCACGCCGCCUUGUGUUCAUCCGUCACUGACGGACAGCUGGUGGGCAGAGAUCCAGCGCUUUAAGAUGUGUAGCGAAGCCUGAUUUUUUUAAUUAUUUAUUUUCCACAAAGCUCAUCUCCGUCCAGUGGUGGCCGUAUACACAGGACGGGUUCAUCACGCUCAGGGCGGGUCACAGGCGGUACCGGAGUUUUUCCCCGUAAUUUCAAAAGCGACCGUUUGAGCGCCUCUUCGUAGAGGUUCCUCACGUUUGGUGCUCUGGUCUUGCGAGGGUGUCCAAAGUGCAGCCCGUGGCUCGUAUUUUUUAUUGGUCCUUUGUAGAAAUAAGAUUAAACUGAAAAAAUGGAGAAAAAAGGCACAGUGUACUGAGAAAAGGCUGACACCUGACAUGCUGAUACUCACAACUAACAAUAACAUCACGCUUUGUCUUUUUUAUUUUUUUUACAAAAUGUACAAAAUACACAAAGUGAUCCUGUGAUUUUUCAGUAGGCGGCCCGCGGUGUAGAAAGUUCGGACACCCCUGCUUGAGGGACGACGAAGGGUGUCCAAACGUUUUCUAGCAUACAGAAAAAUCAACGGCUGCCAACCCAUGAGGACAUGCUGAGAACUUUUUUAUCCAUCCAUUUUCUAUGCCGCUUCUCCUCAUUAGGGUUGCGGGGGCAUGCUGGAGCCUAUCCCAGCUGCCUUCGGGUGAGAGGCGGGGUACACCCGGGACUGGUGGCCAGCCAAUGGCAGGGCACAUAUAGACAAACAAGCAUUCACAGUCACAUUCACACCUAUGGACAAUUUAGAGUCGCAUGUUUUUGGAAUGUGGGAGGAAACCGGAGUACCCGGAGAAAACCCACACGCAUGGGGAGAACAUGCAAACUCCACACAGAGAUGCCCAACGGAGAUUCGAACAGAUCUUCCUGACUGUGACUGUGUGGCCACCAUGCUAACCACGAGACCACCGUGCGGCUGACGAGCAUAUUAUUAGCAUGAAUGAAGUCUUUCUCCUGACGUUACACUUUUGUUUGUUUUUGCAGUUUAUUGAAUUUUUUACAAAGUAUUUAAACUUUUUUCUUGCACAUUUUUUUCGUCCUCAUAUUAAGUUUUUAUUCUUAUCAUAUUUUCACUUUUAUUAGCGUAAUUUUGUAACUUUUACCAAACAAAAUUUCCUAAAAUUAAGUUUUUUUUCUUUGUUUUGUUUGUUUCUCAUAAUAUCACCACAGUUUAAAAAUGACAUCUUCAGUCAACUUUAUGCUAAUUUUUCUUUUAAUAUCAUGACUUUAUUCUCAUUCAAUUACUGCUGUUUUUUCCCCAUUUUUGCUUCUUUUUUGUUUUUUUCUAACUUUUCUUGUUUAAUUGCAUUUUCAGAAUGUGCCGAGGGCCAAUAAAAAGCAGCGCUUUGCACACCCCUGUGUUAGCACAUCAUUUUAAAUGUACUUUUGCAUAAUAGGGGACAAUUAAAAUAAGAAUAUUGAAAACAUAAUUUGCACACCUGGUGGUCCUGGUGUUUCACAUCCUGGUGAUUAUUGACCCUGUCGUGUGCAACACGACUCCUUGCUUGGUGAGUAUGAACGCUGUCGUAUUGAAGAAAAGAAAAGUCAGCAGUUUGGACGCAGCAACAAAACAAGCUCUGUUUUUGUCGCAGCCCACAUCACGCACGUAGCAUGAGGGUUCCCACCGCAGUGGCUCUUUAUCAAGCACUGACUCGAGAGCCUCCUGUUUCCGUGCCGCUGGGGUUGAGAACGACGUUGGCGGGAGAGGUCCAUGCUGUGGAUGCAGCUCAGCUAGCAGUUGCAGCCAAGUAGUGCACUUCAUUUUGCCACAAUUGCCCGAAGAUGGCGGGGUUGUUUUCCAAAUAUUUCCACGAUAUUAUGACUUUAUUUGCAUAUUAGAACUUGUUUCCUAAGCUACUUUUCCACAAAUUGCAACUGUAUUUUGUUUUGUUCAUUUCUAAUAAUUGUAUGAGCUUAUUUACUUUAUGACUGAAAUAUUUCAACUCUGUGCAACGAUGCUACUAUUUUUCCUCCUGAUAUUUUCAUUUUGUCUUUCCUUCUCGUUAGAAUACGACUCUUUUUCUCGUUGUAUUUGGACUUCAUCCUCGUAAAAUGACAGCAGGUUUUUCAUAAUUGUGAUUUUAUUCCCAUAAUAUUUUGACUUUGUCCUCGUUACAUUAUACCUUUUUGUGCAACUUCAUUUUCCAAAACUGACAACUUUGUUUUCCUCAUAAUAUUACUGCUUUCAAAAAAUAGUGUCCAUUUUUUUGAAGCUGCUAAAAUGAUGUCAGUUUUCCUCGUAAUAAUACGACGUCAAUCUUGUAAAAACACGA
Messenger RNA from Dunckerocampus dactyliophorus (ringed pipefish), 10881 nucleotides. RefSeq names its product collagen, type IV, alpha 2 (gene col4a2). Bases 546 to 5555 code for a protein of 1669 amino acids. Lineage: Eukaryota; Metazoa; Chordata; Actinopteri; Syngnathiformes; Syngnathidae. Gene Ontology annotation, molecular function: extracellular matrix structural constituent. The record is from RefSeq and is a predicted model, not a curated record. The transcript has 48 exons. Gene Ontology annotation, cellular component: basement membrane; collagen trimer.